CUUUUGUGGGUUAGGAUGGUGGUGGCCAGGCUGAGUCUCCCAAGCCAGAUCCCUGGCAGCAACCGCAAGAAAGACCCUCGUACUUGAGCAGAGUUUCUUUGGCCAGCAUCAGUACUUGAAAAGACAUUGUCAUGAGGAAAGAUUGAUGCUUAGUCACAGAAGAACCAGCCUAGCAUCUGUCCUCUUCAUUCAUUUGGUGCGUGUGAAGGGAAGGAAAAAUUCUUCCUCCAUCCUUCAAGCUUCAAGGCCUUCCAGCAGGACUAAGAAUUAAAUUUACAUGAGAUGGAUUAACAGAAAAAAAGUUUUAUGAUGUGUGCACAGAGGCCCAAUAAUGACCGGGACGCCUAAAGAAAUGACCAAGAUAAGCGGUUUUUAUAGUUUUUAGACAAAGAGGCAAUAAAUCUGUGAGGAAGUAACAGGACAGAGAAAAACUUAACUUUGGGAGCUUUUAUUAGUAAGGAAUUCUAAAGAGAAUUUGGGCUGGGGGAAUAAAUUAGUAAAAAGUCACAAGGGUUGUUAUACAGCCUUCUUGGCUCUAAAUUCCCUAUCUCUAGAGGUAAGGGUAUCUCUACCUCCUGAUACAGGGAGGACUCCUCUCAUGGGAGAUUUAUUUCCUGCUUUGGCAGGGACAGCGGAGGAGGGUCUGAGCGUUCUUGACAGGCCAUCUCUUAAGUAACUUUUAUUUGAAAUAAUCAAUGUGCCAAAGUGGCACCUUUCAGGGCAGCCUGUCCUUGGCCCUGCUACACCUGCCUGGCAUGUGUGAGCCCUCGUUGAUGCUUUUGUUUUUUCCUCUGUCUAUAAAGAGUCAUUUUGAAAAUGUCUCUCCUUAAUUGAAAGUUUAUAACUUUUAGAUCUGAUUUCUCGCGACCACGCUUACCAGAGAACCUGGGUCCCACUAUGACAGAAAAUAGCCCAUAUCCCCCCCGAAAUGCUCACUUGAUCAUUUGUUUGUUUAUUUAUUCAUUUACUGGUAUCCACUUCAGUUUUGAGUGCUGAAAUGGCCCUUUUCCUGGGUCAAAAACGGUUGAUUAGCAGCAAUCUUAUUCUCAUUCAUGGUAAAAAUUCAAGAACUUAUAAGAUAUAUAGAAAUAUUAUUGGAAGUGUUUUUACUGUUGUAGCAUUGAGAUAAAAAUAAUUUCUUUUGUGGCUAAAAAUUAUAAUACACUCACACAUGUGCUAUUAGUUAAAACCUAAAAUAGUCUAUUGUCAUAGGAUAUUUGACAUACAAAAGUGUCAGUAGUUUAUGUCAACUUAAGUAAAAGAUGUUAUUGGUUUUAUUGGGAAGAAAUGUUACUGUCAUAACUAAAAUAUAAAGUAAAAUAAGUACAAUGGAAAUGGACUUUGAAGUAGAAUAUGAAAACUAGUUUCUGAUUUGUGGCAGACGGAACUCACCAGACAAUUAAGAAGAUAAGUUUAUUCAGGCUAUUGCAAAAGGGAGAAUGUUCAUUAAUAGAAUACCUCUCAAAGAAGAAGGAGAGAAUGUGAGUUUUUAUGAAACAAGGGAGUCAAUGAGGAAGCAUGGAGGGGAGUCCUAUCUGGGAAUGUGGUUUCACCGAAGAACCCUCUUAGAGAUUCAUCGCAUUUCUAAGAUUAAUAUUUACAGUUUGGAGUCGUCAGCUUUCUCAUGAGAUGUAUUUUGGCAGCCAAAAUGAAAGCUUUUUUUGAAGUGUUAGAACAAUUCUACAAGAAGGUACUUCUGGGAGCCACACUUGAAAAUGAGAGCCAGGAAUACAUCUUUUAUCUCAACCCAGCAGUUUUAGCUCAGGAUUGCUCUACAGCCACUUCUCCAGAAUGCUCGAACCGCCAUGGUGUCCAAGGCAGGCACCAGCCACCCAGCACCACGUUGGGUACCAUUUCCGUAGUGUCUGUGUGUUUGAAGAGACACUCUCCGACAUGCAGCGCCCGAGAAAUCAUGCUCCUUCAGUUAACAGUAAUCAAAGUGAUGAUAACCAGAAUAUUGUCUGUUGAAACGGACUUCCACGCAAAGGAAAAAUACAGAGAUAUAAUUACAAUUCUUUUAAAAUCCUCUGACAUCGAUUCAACCUUAACCUGUAUGUUCCAAAACUCGGAUAAAUUGUUAUGUCACAUGGCUGCCAAGUGCCUUGCACUACUUCUGUAUUUCCAAAUGAGAGAAGAGAUAGCAUUAAGUAAUUCCUGGAUUGCUUUUUGCAAGACAAAUCUUUCUGAAUACCCUGAAAAUGAGAAAGCAGUGUACUGCCUCUGGACCCUUACUUUUAUAAUAAAGGAAAUCUUUAAAGACACAUGUUCACAAAAAACAGAAAUUUUAAAGCAGUUCCUGACUCUUUUUGACACUGCUUUUGAAGUUUUUUACAAUUCCUUAUUUUCUCAGCAUUUUGAAAGCUGCCAAGAUACCUCUAAAAUAAUAAAUAGCUUGAUAUGUUCCCUGGAAUUGCUUGAACUUCUUAUAGCUUCCAGAGUCCAUCUGAAGCUACAUUUCACUUGCCAGAGGAUUUUAUUUUUGAAACCCUCUUGUGUGCUAGGUGUUAUUACCUGGCCCGUUCAGGCUUUUGUCAAAAGGAGGUUCAUCAUAUUCAUCAAAAAGUGCCUUCUCUGGAAAGUGGGUGAAGAUCUGUGUCGGGGAUCUGGCCCUGCCCUGAUGCCACCAGAUCAGCAUUUAGGUGUAGACAUGUUGGCUUUAGCUGAUGCUGUUUUGCAAGCUGUGGAUUUGGGCUUAUUGAGGACAUUGUCUGUCCAUGGAAAACCUCCCUUCUUCGGUGGAGAUGAAGUUCAACUUGCACAUGAGCGUGUCCCUGGUCCAGAUCAUGUAAUCCUCAGAGCAGCAAGCCUACUUAUCAUUAAAUCCUUAGAAAUCAAGUUUCAAAACUGUGCUUCAGCAAAUGAAAUGAAAGUUGGUUUACAGAAUUUCAUGGCUGAGUUACUGACCUUCUUAAAGCCUCACCUUAAGCCCUCCCUUCAGCCACACAACGCAUGUGAGUGGAUCUCCAGGGUCUUCAUAGAACAAGACGAUGACAUGGUGGAAGCUGCCAGAGCAUCAUUGGGCAUCUACCUAACGUUGAUCAGAGAAUGUAAAGCUGCUGAAAGCUUGACCCAAGAAAAAGAAACGUGCACCCAUCACACACAUGAAUAUGGCUAUAAUCCACACUGCAUCUUUUUAUUCUUACUAAAAAAUAUAGGAUUUGAUGCUUCAGUUCUUCUUGACUUUUUGAUUUCAUCGGAAACCUGUUUCCUUGAAUAUUUUGUUAAAUAUUUAAAGUUACUACAAAAAGACUGGACUGACUUUUUCACGAUCUGCAAGUAUUUUGAUGUAACCAAAUCUAAAGACAACAUAAAUAUCUGUGCUUGUAGCCCCUCACUUGUCCAAGACACGAGCAGCAACCAAACAGAACUGAGACCUUCGGCUGCUCUUGGUAAUCACAGAAAUGCCCGUGCUUCCAGCUCCUGGGUUUCUGAUGCCUCUUCCAAACCUCUGAACCAGCUUGUGAUGCCCAAGGAGACCCCUGCCACGCUCCUGGCUGAUAGUCCAUCUCCCCCACGAGCUUCUCAAAGUCUGGUAGAUUAUGACAGCUCUGAUGAUUCUGAGGUAGAAGGCACAGACCAGCGUUCAGCAAACAGUAAACAAGUAUCUUUACACCAAGAAGCAGUGAAGAAAUUUCAGGACACAGUUGGAACAAGUGGGGAUGAAAAAGAAGUGAGCCUCCAGCCUCAGUCAAGGCCUCUGGUUCCCAAACAGUCUAAUAUUCUCUUCUCCGUUGAUUGGGAUACAGUCCCGAAUAACGUCUCUGAAGUGGGACUGUCUUCCAAAACACUGAAGUGCUUUGAGGAGCUACAAGGUGCUGUUUACCGCUUGCAGAAGAAAAAUCUUUUCCCGUAUAAUCCCACAGCACUUUUAAAGUUGUUAAAACGUAUCAGGGCAAUAUAUAAUGAGAGUAUGAACGCCUUGUAAAACGGUAGCACUUUAUUUCCAGGAGCUGUUUUUCCCUAAUGUAAAUUGUGCCUUAAUGAGAUAAUAGUAAAAAAAUAACAAACAAAAAACCAAAACACCCUCACAAGCAUUCUCUAAAUCAAGUCUAUCUUUUUGUCCUUUCGAAGUAACCUAGUGACUGACAAAUAUACAUCAAAUGCCAAGUCACCUGAUAAAUCACUUGAAAUUUACAGGGUUCAAAUUUGGGUUGGUCAUUUUGUUAGGUUGCUAGGGCUGCUGUAACAAAUUACCACAAAACUUGGUGGUCCAAACAACAGAAAUCUAUUCUCUCAUAGUUCUGGAGACUAGAAGUCCAUAAUCAAGGAGUCAACAGGGCCAUGCUUUCUCUCAAGGCUCUAGGGAAGAACCUUCCCCGCCCCUUCCUAUCUUAUGGCGAUUGCUGGCACUCCGUGGUAUUCUUCAGCCUGGAGCUGUGUCCCUCCAGUCUCUUCCUCUGUUGUCACAUGAGGUUUUCCCUGUAUGUGUCUAUCCAGUUUCCCUCUUACAAGGACACCAAUCAUUGGAUUAGGGUCUGCUGUCGUGUAGUAUGGGCUCAUCUUACUACAUCAGCAAAGACCCUAUUUCCAGAUAAGGUCACAGUCACAGGUUCUGGCUAGAUGUGAGUUUUGGGAAUGACACUAUUUAAUCCAGUGUUAUUUGUUAUUUCCCUCCGAGCUAUUUACAUGUUGUAAUAUGAUACAUAAGAACUUAAAAUCUCAGUGACUAUCUCUGUAUAUGUAGGUGUAUGGUCUGUUCUGUGAAAAGGAGUCUAUUCUUUAAAACACAUUUUUCAAUCACUAGAUAAUACUUCUAUUUAAAAUCGUUGUAAGGUGCCCCUGGUGCCUCAGUCGGCUAAGCAUCCAACUUGAUUUCAGCUCAGAUCAUGAUCUCACAGUCAUGAGAUAGAGCCCUGUAUCAGGCUUAGUAGUCAUUCAGGUGGAAGUGGAAAGAUCAGUGGAACUAAAAAGAGGACUGCUAACUGAGACAGCAAUGAGAUGCUAAUGUUAACCAAAUAGAAGUGCAGAGGUCAAGGGGUGCCUGGGUGGCUCAGUUGGUUUCACCCCAGGUCAUGAUCUCAUGGUUCGUGGGUUUCAGCCCCACUUCGGGCCCCACACUGUCUGUGUGGAGCCUGCUUGGAUUCUCUCUCUCCGCCUCUCCCCUGCUUACACUCUCUUUCUCUCUCAAAAUAAAUAAAUUUUAAAAAAAAAAGAAAGAAAGAAAUGCAGAAGUCAGCAAGUUUGCUAACAGUUGGUAUACAUUGGGGCAGUUUCUACAUAAUUUAAAAAGCAUAUUAAAGAAUGUGUAUUCAAAGAUGUACGAUGCGCAUUGUAAAAAAAGCAGAAAUACCUGGUUAAAUAACAUAUAUACUCUAGAAAACUUCAUACUUGUGGAAACAAUGGGCUAUAUCCAUGUUUACAGAGAUGAAGUAUCUGCAGGAAAAAACAAGUGAAUAUAUAGGGCUCCCAUCUGUUUAAGAAAAGGAGACAGGAGUAAUGCACCUAUACAUUUAUAUAUGCUUUUGUGUGUACAAAACCUUUAUAUAAGAAAGUCCUAACUGAUUGCCUCGGAAAACCAAUCAGAAGAUUUGGCUUCUCGUUGUAUAUCUUUUUUUACUCUUUUAUUUGUUUUUAACUGGGUGCAUAGUUUUAUUUUUGUUGUUUUAGUGAAAGUAACCUUUUAUUUAAGAAAAGCAGAAAACAAACUGGAUUCUUUAUGCUCCUAACGGUACAUACAUGUUGAAUUCCUUAAAAGACAUGCUUAUACUGUUGUGGUUUUGACCUAACAGUGUUUCUCUAUAAAGUUAAUAUGGAACCAUCAGCCCCUUGUUAGACCUAAAAUGAGGGAAGAGGCCAUCUUCUACGUAUACUGAGUGUUGGUAUUUCAGUCUCUGACCUUUGGGUGUAAGUCAAUUUGUCACACACUCAUGAAGUCCUAUUAGUGGUCAAGGUGACUGAUGUUGGCUAUCCUUGGCCAUUCAGAGUAUCCAAGAGCCCUUCUGAGUUAGCCCAUAAACAAAGACCAAACUAGUGAUGCUUGGCGUGAUGAGUUCCCAACCUGUAGCUCCACCUCUUUAAGUGAACACAUAAUGUGUCUCCAAGUAAGCACAAAGUAUCAUGAGUCUAAUUUAUUUAACUAGAAAUAUUAACAGAUAUAGCAAGUUCCACAUAUAAGUGUACGGCUUGAUAGAUUUUCAUAAACAGCAUACCUGUGGAACCAGUAACGACAUCAAGAAACUACUGGCAGCCCAGAAGUCCUGCUGGGAUCCCCUCCUGGUCACUGUCCACUUGUAACCAUCCCAAAUUGCGACAACAUAGACUAAUUUUGCCUGGUUUUGUUUUUUAUAAAGGGAAUCAUUAAGUAUGUGUUCUUUUAUGGCUGGCCUCUUGAACAUUAUUUGGAAAUGUGUUCAAAUUUGGUUUUUAAAUAAUUGCCAAUGAAGCGCCUUUCAGCUAUUAUUAGUAACAAAAUACCUUUAACCCCUCAAAAUUGUCUUGGCAUUCCCAGCAUGCUAGGAUGGUGAAAUUGACAAACUGGUUGAAACAAAAUACAGACUCAAACAGGUUAUGCAGGGCCUUGUGCAAUUGGCCCCAACCUGCUUCUCCAGCCUCACCUGUCGGGUCUCCCCCCACCCACUGUCUUAGCAGCACAACCUUUUGUUGUACAUAAUUGUUCAUCAAGCCCCAUCUUAAAUGUCGGGUCUGUGAAGCCUUCCCCUACUGUUCUCAACCAUUAGAUCUUAACAUGCUUCGUAUUCUCUUCACUGUGCUCUUUCCUGUAUUGUAGGGUUUGUCCCAUUAUAUUUUAAUCCUUAGUCUUCAUUUGCCAAGCUCCUUUUACAUAGUCGUUUGUGGAUAGCAUCAUGUCUGUGCCAUUAUAUGUCCCACAAAUGCUGACUAAAUGGGAUAGAGCCCUUUCCAAGGACUUGAUAAUCUCCUGGAGGAGACAGGUGUGCAGAGGCUUUCCUUUAACACUCACAUGGCACUUCCUAUGCCAGCCACUGUUUUAAGGGCUCUAAUAAUACUCGCCAUUAUGUUGGAGGGCAGGUACUAUUAUAAUCCUUGUGUUGCUGAUGAGAUAAGUAACUUGGCCAAGAUCACCCAACUGGUAAAGUGGCAGAGCCCAGAGAAUGGAUCGAGGCAGUUUGGUUCCAAUGUCCUCAUACUGUUCUCCACGAUCUCAUGCUAGAAAGGGAUAUUGGGGUCAGAUCAUCCACGACCUUCGGGGCUAUGCUAAGGAGUUUUAAUUGUUUUAUAGGCAAUGGAGAGCUAUUGAGGUUUUUGAGUAAAUGACUGGUUUUGUGUUUGGAAAAAAAAAAAAAAGGUGACUUCCAUAGCAGUAUAGUAGCUAGGCGGACAAGCAGCAAGAUUAGAAAGAGUCCUGCAGGAGUCCCACUGGAGUCAAGGGCAGUGGAAAUGGCAAUGAGGCAGCAAGUCCUGGCUGAAUGCCUGCAUCCAGCUCUCUCUCUCCAGAGACCCACUACAACAAGUGUAAAGAGGCAAUGAGACACAAGGACUGACUGAGCAAACCUUAGAAAACCAAAUUCUUGGCUGCAAUGGAGAAAGUUGAGCAUCCCGAUUACCAGGUGAAUCUCCCUGAAGACAGGAGUAUCGAGCAUUGCACUGUGUGCCAGGGGAUGGUUGAUUGAAAGCCUAUUUGAGAAUUGCCUCUAGACCCUCUGUCCAAUUUCGUGUAGCUAAACCAUUGUGCUCUCUCUCAGGUAUGUAAGAGGCUUAUUUCCCAGAGAGAGUGAAACGGGGACUUUGGACUAAGGAACACCAGGCACAGCUGAGGAUAGGCAUAUCACACUGAAAAUGGGAUUAAGUAGACACACUGAAAGUUGAGAACCUCUGUUGUCCCCAGCCUUCUCCCCCACAAGACCAGAUACCACUUUUCUGAGGAAUCUGACCAACCCGAGAAAAAAGACCUAAAGCUAUAUGGGAAGGUUCCCCAAAGAAAUUUCUCACCAAGUCACCCUACUCUGAAGCCCACAGUCACAAACCUCACCCAAAUGCAUAGACCUUCUGAUGGGCAUGUUCAACUCUUAAGUAUGAGUGAACAGCCAAGGAUCAUCAGGCAUUUGGGGAAAGUCUCUAACAUGGAAGAGAGGCCAAAACAAACUAGACAGAUGAAGCUGUUAGGAAGUUAAUCUAUGAAUAUCCUCAGAGAUAAAUGGUUAUAGAGGAUAUUACACUUGAAUUUUUUUUCAUAUAAAUGAAUAAUAUGAUAGAAAUGAGGGGUGCCUGAGUGGCCCAGUUGGUUAAGCAUCCGACUCUUGAUUUCAGCCCAGGUCAUAUCACAGUUCAUGGGUUCAAGCCCUGCAUCAGGCUCUGCUGACAACAUGGGCCUGCUUGGGAUUCUCUCCCUCUCUCUGCCACUCCCCCUUUGUGCUUUCUCUCUCUCUCUCAGAAUAAAUAAAAUUUAAAAAAAAUUUUUUUAAAUAUGAUAGCAGAAAUAAAAAACUCAACAAAAAUGUAGUCAAAUUAAUUUGAGGAAUUCUAGAAAGUAUAGCAACAUGACAAAGAAAAUGGAAAACAGGACAGAGAAACUAUAAGAAAACUUGAGGACCAGUCCACAAGUUUAAACAACAGGAUAAUGGAAGUUCCAGAAAGAGAAGGAAAAAAGGGAGACAGUACUAAAAUUCAAGAAAAAUUUCCAGAACUAAAAGACUUGCAUCAUGAAACAAUAUUUGCAUAUAUAACUGAAAAGAAAAAAAAAAUCUAAAUUUUUAAAAGGGGAGACAGGACCAACCAGAGAGACAAGUGCCAUUUUUUCACUUGUGUGGCUGAAGAUGCUGCUGUUCAUGGAAAUAAGGAAGUAGAAAGUCUUGUGAGGAGGGAGACAGAUUCAGUUUCUCCUGAGCGACUUCACACACUGUCCCCCACACAUGUUGAUGUCCAGCAGACAGACAGAAGUCCCAUGUUGAAAGUUAGAAUGGCCCUCGGCAAACAUGGAGGGCAGUUGCACACAGGUCUGAUGAAAAUCAUGGGGCAAAGUGUGAUUGCCCUGAGACUCAAGUGAGGCUGGAGAAAAGGCCUGGUGGAAGAAGAAAAGUGGCAGGCCAAGGACAGGAGAGCAAGAAAUACCCUGAGGAAACUCUGAGGUGUUAGGCAGGGCUUUGAGAAAGAAAAUGCAUAUGGCUCUGAGUAUCUCUGAGAAGAAGCUAAUGGGCGCUUUAACCAUUAGGAGGCUGUUGGUGAAGUAGGAAAGAGGGAUUUGGUUGGACCAAGUAUGCACAGGAGAAGAUGGAGAAACCUCAGGGACAGUAGUUUUCAACACAUUUGUACCAUCUCAGUAGUUGGAAUUUUUGGUGGCAUCUUUGAAGUGGUAGAAAUGCUGAAAAGCAAACUAUCUGAGUUAACAACAAUUUGAACACUAUCCCCUGAGGCAAUGUUCUUGCCACCAAGCAUCUCCUCAGGCUCUGGUCUGACCUGCUGCUGCUCCUCCCACCUCUUCUUGGCUGCAUUCAGCCUACUCCUACUGCCCAGGUGUUGGGAAACUUGACCUAAAUACUGAACUUUAAUGGGUCUUGUCAUUUACCACAGUGUAUAAAGUUGUCUUGCUCUAUUAAAAUGUCUAUUUUAAAACUGGGGUUGAUAAAAUGCUUUUUCUGACUAUAUUAUCAUAGUCCAAACUAACAAACCAAGUCUAAGUUUUUCUUGAUUAUGGAGCUGAACAACGCAGAUCAAAAAGCCCUUACAGUUAACGCCAUGUAUCCCGUCCUAAUUACAAAACCCACUAGGAUGCUUUUUUUUACGAUCUGGGAAAAACAAUGAUCCCUCUCUAAAUUUCCCAUUGACAUUGAGCUAUACCAAGUAGUUUGAUGCAAACUAAUACAGUUACUUCCCACACUGGGUAAAAUACAUGUUUGUGGAGAGCUAGUAUUGCUUGUACUUUUCCGCUUGGAACUUUAGCUUUGUUUGCAAGGAAAAUACAGUUGUUGGUUUUUUUGUUUUUUGGUUUUUUUAUACUUAGAAGAACUGAGAAAUGGGAGGUGAUCAGGGUAUGAUUUCCUUCCUGGUGAGAAAAGUUCAGGUAUUUUUAGUCUGGCUUCAGACAAGAGUCCACCUAGUCAUUGAAAGCCACAGAGUUUAAAACAUGCAUCUAUAUUAAAGAUAUCUUCUAAUGUGCUUGAGAUUGUCUGUGGCUUCAUGGCAGCACUUGUUUUUUUAAAGGCUCUAUGUCUCCCGUCGGCAUAUUUCUCCCUUGAGUCUCAUGGGACGAACACACCAACAGCACAUUUAUGACUGCUUAUGACUUUGUUUUUUUUUAAGGUAUUCAAUACGUUGUAAUAAGGACUGGUGGCUUUCCCAGAAGCUACACUAUUUUUAUUUGGUAAGAAGAGAAAAGUAUAUUUUCUAUCUCUAAAUUGCUAGGUGUUUUUUUUGUUGUUGUUGUUGUUCAUUUCUGAAAACAAAAGAGUAGUAUAGCUUUCUUGUAUAAAAUAGAAUUGGAAUUUUGACUGUCAAAUCUCUUGUAAAUGACAAAAUUCUUUCUGAGUUUGCUUAAUUUCUACAAUAAAGAUAUUUCCCUUACUCUCUA
Molecule: messenger RNA, 10483 nt
Organism: Neofelis nebulosa (Clouded leopard)
Lineage: Eukaryota; Metazoa; Chordata; Mammalia; Carnivora; Felidae
Gene: LINS1
Product: lines homolog 1
Exons: 9
Coding region: 1625-3925 (766 amino acids)
Source: RefSeq, a predicted model, not a curated record